This is a messenger RNA of Sander lucioperca (pikeperch), 1108 nucleotides long. RefSeq lists its product as uncharacterized. Gene Ontology annotation, biological process: T cell activation; positive regulation of ERK1 and ERK2 cascade; interleukin-15-mediated signaling pathway. Gene Ontology annotation, cellular component: external side of plasma membrane; membrane raft. The transcript has 6 exons. The coding region runs from base 65 to 898 and encodes 277 amino acids. NCBI's taxonomy places the organism in Eukaryota, Metazoa, Chordata, Actinopteri, Perciformes, Percidae. The record is from RefSeq and is a predicted model, not a curated record. Gene Ontology annotation, molecular function: MHC class II protein binding; protein tyrosine kinase binding.
CUUUAAGUAGCAACUAGUUCAGAGACUUAGAAGAAGAAGAAGCAGAGAGAGACAGAGAGACACGAUGGCUGAAUUCAGAUGGAUUAUAACCUCUAUUUUUCUGAUAAUAAUGCUUCAGUUUACAGCAGCAGCAACCCCCUCCUUCACUGUCAGAGUUGGAGAUGAAGUCACUUUGCCUUGUGAACAUGUGAUCGACGGUCAGAAGUGUAAUAGUAGCACCUGGGUUUUCAGUGAAUUAGAAAACACACCAAUAGUAGUGCUGAUUGGUCGUGGGCGGAUUGCUGAAAACGCUAAAUCAGACAGACUGAGUGUUACCGAGAAAUGUUCUCUGGUUAUAAAGAAUGUCACAGAGGAGGAUGCUGGUCUUUACACCUGCAGACAGUUCAACAAAUCAGGACAACAACAAGGUGAAGACGCUUUGGUUGAACUGUCCAUUGUCACCAUUACUGAACAUAACAAUGCUGACGACGUGAUGUUACACUGCUUUGUUUCGACAUAUGAACGGUGUCAACACACAGUGAAGUGGCUGUUUCAGUCUAAAUAUGUGGAUAAAGAUAACCAAGAUUUGAGGACAUCACAAUCUCCCUGCUACACCUCUGUGACCGUUCCUACUUCUCAUUUUAGUUUCACAUCAAGGUAUCAGUUCUUUAGGUGUGAAGUGACUGAAGGAGACAAAGUGCAGGAUUUUCCCUUCAGCCCUCAGUCCUCAGGUGAGAAACCAGGUGAGGACACAAUAACAACAACAGAAUCAACAAAACAAAACCAAGCAAGUACCAAUGAUGCCUCACCAAAUGUACAAGCUGGGACAGGUUGGUCUGCUCUGGACUACAUCAUGUUGGCUCUGCAUGUGGCUGAAGUCCUAAUGACUGUGAUUACUGUUCUCCUCAUCAGAGCUUGAGGUCAAUAAUGAUCAAGCUGAAGAUGAUGGCAUGGUGAACUAUGGAAACUUUAUAGAGCCUUCCUUCUCUGUCAGACUCCCCUGAUCAAUAACUCUUGUUAACCUCCUUAAAUUAUCUUCCAGCUGCAGAUUUCAGAGCUGAUUUUAAGAUCUACUGCUUGUUAUUGAAGUUCCAGCAGCUUGAGCUCAGUUUGAUGUCUCUGUGUGCAG